Messenger RNA from Electrophorus electricus (electric eel), 406 nucleotides. RefSeq names its product cornifelin (gene cnfn). Lineage: Eukaryota; Metazoa; Chordata; Actinopteri; Gymnotiformes; Gymnotidae. The record is from RefSeq and is a predicted model, not a curated record.
UGGCAGCAGGUUUCCUUAGCACUAAAGACCGGGCUGUGACAUCACUACAGUAGUGAUGGCAUAUCAGGCCGAGAUGAUCAGCACACAGCCCCAGGUGACCAUCACCAAUUAUACCAUCACCACUGGGUCCUCUGACUGGAGCUCCAACCUCUGUGACUGCUGUGAUGACUGCGGCAUCUGCCUAUGUGGGACAUUUAUCCCUUGCAUACUGGGCUGUAAGAUUGCACAGGACCAUGGUGACACAUGCUGUCUGCCCUUCCUUCCGGGCGCCAUGAUUGCUCUAAGAACCAGCAUCCGUGACAAAUAUCGCAUCAAUGGCUCUAUCUGUGAUGAUUGGAUUGUUAUGACCUGCUGUCCUUAUUGUGGUAUCUGCCAGCUGGCUCGAGAACAGAAGAUGAGAGGCUGA